GUUUUGUUUCAACACAACAUUCAAAUUGAAUCCGAACUGAAGUUUAGUAUAGUUUAGCAAAAAAUAGUGAGACAUAUGAGUGAAAGUGAAUCAAACUAUUAAUAAAUAGUCGUCUCAUCGCUUAAACCAAUCAAUUAUUGUUAAUAUUAAUCAUUAUUCACACAAUAGUGAGAGACAGUGAGAGUGAAGGCGUACUCAAUAACGCGCGUCGACUGUAUUUAAUGACAGACAUUAAUAUUGGGGGCAAUUUAAAGGCGACGUACUAUUGGUGUUAAAGCACUGUAUGUACUGUUAGUGUUGUAUCGGUUGUACUGUAGUCUCGCUGUAUGUAUGCAGUAUGUGUAUUCACGCUGUACUGUAAGGCAGGCCCAGAGCAUAGAGAGUGAGUACAGUGUGUGCGAGCCGUGUGUUUGAAGCGCUUUAAUAAGUGGUGUUGUGUUGACGACUAUCUCAGCUGUGCUUCACUUGUGUGUAGUACACACUGUGUACGCACUGUUGGACUACAACUCACAGACCCUAACACUCACUGCUCUCAUACCUAACACAGCUCUCAAUACAACACAACUCCACACAAACUCCACUAAAAGGAUUGUCAUCAAAGCAGUUGACGCCAACUCUUGACCGCAUCAGUGGUAUAGCCGUCUAAUCGUAUUGGACUCGUGAAGGAGUGACUGACACACGUAUGGAAGAUAUGGAAAGGGAUACGAAUUCGAUGUCUCAGAGCCCGUCGCUGUGCCGCUCCGGCUGUGGAUUCUAUGGGAACCCGUCUUCGGACGGUCUGUGUUCGAAGUGCUAUAAGGAUGCGGUGAAGAGAAAGCAAUCGGCGCCCACCACUCACUCCGCAUCCGCUUCAUCGGUCAGUCACCCGACGGCCGGCAGAAAUAGCCCCACAUCUCUGCCGAUAGUGGACUCUUCCCUCAAUUUGCCACAACUGACCGGUUUUGACAGUAAUCUAAACACAGCCUCACCAACAGUUUCAUCUGCGAUAAUAGCUCAAGAUAUCACUAAACUAGAGAAAAAGCCAAACAUAAGUCCAAACAGUGCUAAGAAACGAAAGCCAAACGUUUCUAAGACCAACGGUCAGAACAAUAGUCGGACCGCCAAAUCGGGUCCAACUGAUCCCAAUUCUGCUUCGAGUUCUGCUUCUCAGAACCAAAUGUCGGUUUCAGAGCCGAACUCCAAUACUAAGGGCCCGUCUGGCUCUCAAAAUACUGACCGCUCUAUUCAUAGCAAACCAAUUGAGAGCUCACAAAAUGGUUCUGCAAAUCAAGAGAAUUGUAAUCAAUCAAAUGCUGUGGUGAACGCAAACACUGACAAGGAUUUGGCAAAUGGAUCGCCACAAACACCUCAAACACUGGCCGAUGGAAGCGAUCCGCCGAAGACUAGUAAGAAAAAGAAGAACAGAUGCACUAAAUGUAAAGUAAACGUUGGCGUCAUUGGUUUUCCCUGUCGAUGUGGUGGCACUUUCUGUAGUACUCAUCGGUACGCGAAUGAACACAACUGUUCGUUUGACUAUCGAGAACACGGCGCCGAAGAGAUCCGCAAAAACAAUCCACAAGUGAUCGGAGAGAAAGUGACGAAGAUUUGAGGGCUAAAUAUUUAUGAAUAGAUUAUUAAAAACCGGUCUCUUAUUAUAGUUUAUACAAAUUGAAUUGAAUUAUAGCUAAAAUUACAUUUUGGGUAUUCAUUCAUAUAAUAAUUCUUUUAAAACAAUUGUCAUUAUUUUCCAAAUCAUGAAAUCAUUACUCGAAGUCAAAAACCCAUUAAAAUCACUAUUUUAUGUCUGCAAUCAUUAUUACGAUUACAACAAUUGACGAGACAUUAGAAACAAAUUCUAUAAAUUGAUUAUUGAUUCAAAUUAUAAUGGCUUAUGUUAUGAGUCCAUUAAUACUGUAUGACCACAACCUCUCACACCAAUUCAGAUAACAGUUAUUUGAUUUAAUGGCAGUUCAUAUAGACUUUUGCUUAUAUUAUUGUAUUAUACGAAACGUCAUAAUUGUUAACAAUUUCUCUCUAUUAUUGCAUCCGUUUUAUUGUUAUAUAAAUAGAAAACCUUUGUGUCUGAACUCGAUCUAAAUCUAACGCCAAUUUAUAAUUAUAUUUAUUUAAUUUUUUCUUAUUAUUGAUAACAAAUAGAUAUCUAUUAUCUGAUGAGCGAUCAGUACAUACAUGAGACCCGAACACCAGUCGAGUCAUUGCUUUUUAAUUUUUAUAUUGAAUCUAAUGUUUAUAUAAAUAUAUAUAUUAUAUUAUAAUUGAAUGGCUUUUGAUUUGAAUUGUUUAUAGUUUUAAAUAAUAUAGAGUUACCGCAGGUAACCAUCGCUUAUACCAUAUAUUAAUAUGUUUGUCACUAAUAUCUUGAAAGUUGUGACUUAUUUUGUAUUGACACGACUGGUGGGCACCGAUAGGUCUCAUGUAUUAAAACAAUAUAGAAUUUAUUAAUUAUUGAAAAAACAAAUAAAUGAUUAAUAAUUUGAUGCCAUUUUGCAAUUGAUGUCAUCUUUUGCCUCAUUUGAUAGUAUGAAGUAAUCUGUAUUUGCAUUGCAGUUAUAAUACAAUACAUUUCAUUCAUGUAAAUGACCUGAAAAUCAAUUAUAUUAUCAAUUUUUGAAGAUUUUAAUAAAAUUUAAAUUUCUCUUAA
Messenger RNA from Medioppia subpectinata, 2641 nucleotides. The record is from the annotation of a GenBank genome assembly. NCBI's taxonomy places the organism in Eukaryota, Metazoa, Arthropoda, Arachnida, Sarcoptiformes, Oppiidae.